AUCGGGGCUUUCAGAGGCAGACAUCGCCGGUUCAAGGCCUGCAUUGGUGCAGAGGUUCACAACGGAUUCUCGGAUCUCGCACUCCACCCCCUGAAUGCCAUGAGACUCGAAUAUUCCUUUACACUAAAAGCAAUUGGAUGCCCAUCACGCCAGGACAGUGAGUCUGGAAGAACCGCGAUCAUAAGCCUGAGUGUAUACUCUCCAUCCAGUCCAACUCGUAGAAUAUCGAGAGCGGUCCAGUUUAUCCCAUCCACUGCCUUCAGAAUCUGAGCCCUUAGGGAGGAUGAUCCGUCGUUCCACUGCUGGUGUAAUUGGGGGUGCCUACCAACAGGUUGGAGGACUCUUGGCUACAUAUUUUGUGUACCCAGGAAUGUGAUAGGCCCUGGCAUUUGCGGGUUCACCCACAUACGUGUACCUGACCGAGCGAUGAGUCGAGGGCGUGAUGGUAGCCCAUAGUAGUAGAGGCGUGCCUCCUCCUCAGAUGGCGGUCUUCCGAAAUGCACCGGCUGAGCCAUUGUAAAGUCGCAAGAUCUGGAUGUGGUUCUGCGUUUCUUAGGAUCUGAUAUUGUGGCACUUAAGGUCCCCUAGACUUCCGGUGGUAGUGUGUCUGUAUCAGUUGUGGUCCUGCGAUGGUCUGCUGUUUUUCUCUUGGAUGGCGAAGUCCAUGUCGUGGUCUGUGACUCGUGUCCCAUCGCGUGUUUAUAUAGUUG
Messenger RNA from Trichoderma harzianum CBS 226.95, 710 nucleotides. RefSeq lists its product as hypothetical. The record is from RefSeq and is a predicted model, not a curated record. The annotation marks the transcript as partial. The transcript has a single exon. Lineage: Eukaryota; Fungi; Ascomycota; Sordariomycetes; Hypocreales; Hypocreaceae.